Molecule: messenger RNA, 2322 nt
Organism: Arthroderma uncinatum
Lineage: Eukaryota; Fungi; Ascomycota; Eurotiomycetes; Onygenales; Arthrodermataceae
Product: ran-binding protein
Exons: 6
Coding region: 1-2322 (773 amino acids)
Biological process (GO): cell surface receptor signaling pathway; cytoskeleton organization
Cellular component (GO): cytoplasm
Molecular function (GO): protein binding
Source: RefSeq, a predicted model, not a curated record
AUGAGCAAUGCACCGGGUUCGGGGCCUGGCAGAGGUCUCCCAGCUUCCAUUUACCUGCCUGCACCAGGCCCUGCCACCACUCCCAUUCUUCGCACGCGCAGGUCCUCUUACGCCUCCGUCGUCUCGCGCCAGCCCGGGCAAGACGGGCACGAGCACGAGCAUGAGCACGAUCAGCAGUUUCCAUCGUCCUCGUUCCGCCCAAAUCUAACCAUCUCAUCUAGCACCAACCUCCCCGAAACCAGCAACGGCUCCAGAUCCCGCACCCUCGCCCCCGGUUCCGCCGUCCUGGAUACCACUACAAUGCAGACCAACGGCGGUGGUCCAGGUCUAGGCGCAAGUGCAGGCGCAAGCGGUUGGCGCAGACCAAAUACCUUCCACCAGCAACACCAGCAUCAGAUCCAUAACAACCUCCCAUCAUACUCGAAACAGUUCGAGAGGUUGUUAGAUUACACCACUUCGCCCGUCCUGCCGUACGGAAUCAACCAUCCACACCCCGAAGACUCCUUCUUCACACCUUCAUACCUACGGUCUUCCAAAUACGUCGCCCAGCUAUACGCAGCACACAGAUCCAAGCUCUCCUCCCAGCGUGAUGCACAGGCACAAUCACAAUCCCAACAGACGCCUACGUCCGGAUCAUCGGCACAACACCAUGGCCUGCCCUCUUCAACUUCCUCGCUUUCUCUCUCUGCCUCGUCCAGCCAGCUUAAUUUGCACCGUAUGGCCCCCUCCCAUAGAGGUAUGACAUAUGAUAUCGUCGAGAAUCAGAGUUCGGGUACCGAGUCUACCGCGCCUGUUGACGGACAGAACCUCACCCCGCUACCUGCGCGCUGGAACGAGAGUGACAAGUACGGCGGCCUAGACCUGCUGGCAGACGGGCUGGAGGUGAGAUAUAUCGGCCAUGUGAAUAAGCAUGAACAAGAGGCGGCGGCCGUCCGCGCCGAUCAGCCCAUGCCGGUCAAGUGCGGCAUAUACUACUUUGAAAUCACUAUUUUGGCCAAGCCCAAGGAAGGUAUGAUUGGCGUGGGAUUCUCAAACAACAAGGCCUCGCUGGAGAGACUGCCAGGCUGGGAACAGGAUUCAUGGGCCUACCAUGGCGAUGACGGGAAGACGUUUUUCGGCGACAACCAGGGCCAGGGAAGGCCAUAUGGACCUACCUUUACCAUCAAUGAUACGAUCGGAUGCGGUAUCAUUUUUUCUACCGGGUCUGCGUUUUUCACAAAGAACGGUUCUUACCUUGGAAAUGCGUUCCGCGAUCUUAAGCCGUCAAAGCUCUACCCGUCUGUAGGGAUGAGAAAGCAGCCAGGCGCGCACGUCAGGGCUAACUUUGGCCAGUUUCCUUUCAUCUUCGACAUCGAUAGCAUGAUGGCGAAUGAAAAAUACGAUGUUCAGAGGAGCAUCCGGUUGACGGAAUUAUCUACUCUGCAUCCCACCCUAGACGAGACGGAAUUUAUGCAGAAACUCGUUGCCCAGUUCCUAGCGCAUGACGGAUAUGUAGAGACCGCCAAGGUCUUCGCGAAAGAAGUCCAAGAGGAAAAGCGUGCGCUAAAAAAUUCCGAGGACGCUUCCCUGAAGGAGUUCGAGAUCGAAGAUGAUAUAGAUGCCAUCAACCGGCAGAAAAUCCGCGCAGCAAUUCUAGAAGGCGACAUCGACAAAGCCCUCAAGCUCACAAACGCGCACUACUCCAACGUCCUCAGCGACAACCCACACAUCCACUUCCGACUGCGGUGCAGAAAGUUCAUCGAGAUGAUGCGCCGCUGCACCGAGCCACAACCAAUCACCACCACCCGCUCCUCAAACGGCCUAACUACAGACCCCGUCAACAAUGUAGCAGACGUCUUCACCCUCAACAUGGAAGUCGACGAUCAAAUGUCUGACCUGCAGCCCCAGGUUGAAGUCGAAGCGGAGAAUAACGAAGCCAUAGCUGCAGAUGAUAUGAUGGAUACUGAUGCGAACAACCACAACAACACCACGGCUAUGACGAAAGACCAAGACCUUCUGCAUGAGGCUAUCCUCUAUGGCCAACAGUUACAGGCCGACUAUCCAGGCGAUGAGAAGAAAGAGCACAAAAAGGCGCUAGACGACAUCUUCUCGCUAGUGGCGUACGCAGACCCCAAAUCCUCAGUGCACGGCCACUUGCUGGAUGCAAGUGGUCGGGUUGGGGUCGCGGAGGAGUUGAAUUCUGCUAUCCUAGUAUCACUUGGAAAAUCCUCCUCCGCGACACUAGAGCGACUAUACCAGCAGACCGAGGCGCUUAUUAACGAACUAAGUGAAGAAGGCGGCGCUGGGGCGUUUAUCAAUGUUGUCGAUGAUUAUUUAAAAUAA